Anopheles maculipalpis is the source of this 701-nucleotide messenger RNA. RefSeq lists its product as uncharacterized. The record is from RefSeq and is a predicted model, not a curated record. Bases 20 to 676 code for a protein of 218 amino acids. Lineage: Eukaryota; Metazoa; Arthropoda; Insecta; Diptera; Culicidae. The transcript is spliced from 2 exons.
GUACUAUCAAUCAAACAUCAUGUGCAGCUACGCCGAACAUAGUGGAAAUCAACGUGACAACGUGUGCUGGUGCUUCGAAGAAAUUAGCCUAAUGCUGCUAGUUCAACGGAUUCUGAUGUAUCUGUGGUAUCGGCUACUGCUGAAGAUGUUUCCACGAUUGAGUGUACUGCCGAACUGUCACGAAUGCUCGCCUCGGCGCAGUCUGCCGUGUGGUCAUUUAGCCGACGAAUACUGGAAGGCAUCAUACUUCACACGCACCCUGCAACAAACGCAAGGUCAUCUGUACGAUAACAAACUUCAGCAAGCUUUCCCUACGGCUGGGUUCUGUAAACGCUUCCCAUCGGAACCGCCAGCCUACGAAGAAGCGAUCAUGCCGUUCGAGGAGGAUCUCGAGGAGGAAAACUUUAACUUUAACUGCAGCGAUAUAAGCCACAUGUACCAGAGCACCUUUCUGGACGAGCACGACGAGUGUUUGCUGGCGGAAGCGGAUAUUGCUUGGGAUAUGCCAGUGCCAGAGGUGAAACCGACGGACCAAUGUCAGCUGAAUGAGGAAAUUUCUCUUCUCCUGAACGAUUACUACAUCGACGACGAUUUGGACGAUCAUUUACAAAUGGCAGCGUACGAGACGGCGAUCGGGAACAGUUUUUUCGGUGAAUCGUUUAUUGAACCAUUGUGAUAUGUGAUACAGUUCCUUAAGUUAA